AUGGAAAUGGAAAAAGACUUUUCCAGUGGAGAUGAUAAUGAAUACGAAGAUUUAGAGGAAAACCAAAUAAGUAAUGAUGAUGAAUAUGAGGAUUUAAAAAAAAACUUAGUGGAUUUUGAAAAAAUUUUUAGUAAAUACAAAAAUCUAGAAAAAGAUUUGGAAAGUGUAAUUGAAGAAUCAUCUAUACAAAGUGAAUUGAAUAAUGGUGAACCUUUAUUUGAAAUAGAUCGUGAUGCACUUGCAAAUGCGAAAAAAUUUGCUCAACAAAAUGUCUCAAACGAAGAUGAAGAUGAAUUUUCUGAAACAGAAUCUGGUGAAGAGCAUGGAGAAGAGUAUGAUGAACAUGAUGAAGUUAUUUCUGAAUUACAGGACAAUGAAACAUUGAGUCCAUGUGUUAUAAUUGAUAUAUUUGAGGGUAAAAUUCAAAGAUGUAAUUCCAAAACAAAUUUGAGGCGCCUUUGGCAAAUGAUUGUAAAAUUUGAUUAUAAUACACAUAAAAAACUUAAUCCUAAAAAUCUUACACCAAAACAUUUCUUUGAAUUUGGAAAGGUAUUGGCAAAUUCAACAAUACUUGCAAAGCAUAAAUUAAAAGCACACAAAAAGUCACUUGAAGCACCUGCUUCUUUAGAAGAAUAUAGUGCAACAUUUCCUCUAUGUUUAGUGCAAUUUUAUGAUGGUCUUUUAACAACUUUAUAUGAGACAAAAAAAAGAAAAUUAGAUCGACAAAAAAAAUAUUAUAAACAACAACCUAAACCAUUAAAUUAUGAAAAAAUUACUAAACAGAUAACCUUUUUUGUUUCAAUAAUUUUAAAUAUUGCAUUUAAAGGAUGGAAAAUCUGGUUACCUAGAACAAUGGCAAGUCUUUGUCGUAAACCAAAACUUCUAUCAUCUUUACAAGAAAUUUUAAAUAUAGUUAAUAUUACUAGUCAUACUUUAAGACAUGAGCGUAAUUUGGAGAAAAUUCGUGCAUUAUUAGCAAAUCCAACAGACAGGAUUCAUUAUAAUGAAAAUAUUUGGAAUCUUGGUAUAAUAGAUAAUGUGGAUUUUAAGAAAUCUACAUUUGGUUAUGAAAAUAUAUUUGAUGCAACUAGAGGACAUUCACAUGCUAAUCUGCGUAUGUUAUUUCAAUUUCAAAUGCCUGAAUCACUUAAUACUCUUGAAUUACAAGAAAGAGCACAAAAUCAACAACCAUUACUUUUUGGACAAAAUUCUUAUUCUGAACAAAAAUUAAAUAUUUUUAAUUCAGUUUUUGAAAAAUUACUUGCAUUCGAUGAAAAUACUUUUACAUAUCAGACAAAUUUUGAUGGAUAUGAUAUACGUAAUCAGAUUAUGAAAUAUUAUAAAAUUGGUUGUGAUUUUCCCACUCCUAAUAUUAUUAUUCUUGAUGCCGGUGAUCCACCAUCAAAUGAUCUUGCUGUACAUAAAUGUUUAAAAAUGUAUCAAAAUGAAAUUGAUUCAGAAUAUAUUAAUGUUGUUGCAGAUAAAGCAAUUUUUAGAAGAAGUAUUAGUUAUUGUAAAAAAAAUGAAAAAACAAAAAUGAUUCUUGGACAAUGGCAUACAAAUAAGGAUAUGAUGUCUACAUUAAUCACAAUUUUUUCGGGGUAUGAAAUAUUUAAUAUGGCAGGAAUAUUGGGUGUGCAAUUUUUGGAUAAAUUAGAAAAAUGUGUAGAUUUUAGAGCAACUUCAAGAGUAUUAGAACUGAUUUGGGUUUCAGUUGAAAAUAAUCCUCAACUUCGUGCAAUGCUUCGCACAGCACCGACUGUAAAUUUAACAAAUCCUGGGCAUUUUUUUGCCUAUGAUGAGGCUUUAGAAACAUUUGGUGUCAAAUUUGUAAAACAAAAUAUAACACGAAUUACAACAGAUAAAGAAGAAUUAAAGUUAAGAAUUAGAGCUACACAAUUAGAAAAGGAUCGAACUGACAUGCUGCUUUGUGAUUAUAUUGGUGAUAAUGUUAAAAGUUCUCAACAACGUAAUGUUCAAUCUCGAAAAAAUAAAGUUUGGGAACUUGCACAUUUAUUAAUUGAUGUUUUUGAAUCAUUAGAUCUUUUUAAUCAUCCAAUAUUUGAGUUCUGUAAAAAUUUAAAUCAAGAAGAAAUCAAUCAAUUAGUUACUGUAUAUGAUAUUGUUGCUGAAAUUGCUAGAAUGAAAAAGGAAAAAAAGGAAGAAGAAAGAGAAGAAAAAAGAAAAGAAAAAGAAAAUAAAAGAGGUAAAGGUAGAGGAAGAGGACGAGGAAGAGAUAGAGGAAGAGGUAGAGGCAAAAGAAGAGGAAGAGGUAAAGAUAGAGGAAGUGGAAGUGAAAAGGAAUAGGAUAAUUAAUAAAAGCGAAAAUAUAAAAUAAUAAUACUUGAAUAUAGGUACAUAGAUUACAUCUGAUUCAGCAUCAUGCUGAGUAUUAUGUAUGCUUAAUAUUUAAUAAAAUUAUUUUUUCAUUUGCACAAAAA
Messenger RNA from Rhizophagus irregularis DAOM 181602=DAOM 197198, 2441 nucleotides. NCBI's taxonomy places the organism in Eukaryota, Fungi, Glomeromycota, Glomeromycetes, Glomerales, Glomeraceae. The record is from RefSeq and is a predicted model, not a curated record.